AUUUCGAAUUUCUCUACUUACUACGUAGCUGUACGACUUAUUGCUCUUUUUUAUUACUUGUAAGCAUAUUAUACUUAUAGCCGGUUUAUUACACUAGCUCAUCACAUCGCACUAUUCCAUUUAUAAACGCAUGUCCCUCAUCAUGAAAAUACGUUCUAAGAGCCCCAACGCAUCCUUUCAUGCCCUAUCACCCCGUGAAAAUGGUUUCCGUGCAGAGCAAAAUGUCUUUCUUAAGCCCGCUAGCUAAUGGCGAAAGUCCAUAUGUACGCGGCAACGUUGAAGAGGGGUUUCCUCGCCAAAAUUUCACCAAUUCAGAUCAUCUUGUUCAGUUCGAGGAUGCACGGCAAUCAAUGGAUGCGUUCCAGUUGGACGUACAAGGAUUUAUGUUUGUCGAAGAUUCCGGCAUCGACGACCAUCUUGUUCAAGCGAUCCGAGAAAAGAACAGCCCGGUUCUCAAAGAGAAAUAUUAUCCUGUGAUAGAGAACUUGGUGAAAAGCAAUACGGGGGCUACAAGGGUAGUCAUAUUCGAUCAUACGUAUCGCAAACGUGAUCCGUCUCUGGACCCCUCUGAGAACUCCAACGGCAAAGAGCAACCUGCUAUUUUGGUUCAUGUUGACCAGUCCGAAACUGGGGCAAUUGGUAGAGUGAGGGGUCAUGGCGGUGCAGAUGCCGAGCGUCUUCUGCAGAAGCGUGCGCAAAUCAUCAAUGUGUGGCGACCGAUCAAUGGCCCAGUUAGGGAUUGGCCCUUGGCAACUAUGGACUAUCGCACGAUUCAACAAUCCGAAAUUCAACCUACAGACAUUUUCAAACAGCGUCAUGAUCGUGUAGGACAGACCGUAUCUGUAGUUCAUUCUCCCGAUCAGAAAUGGUACUACUUGUCUGGGCAAACCCACAAGGAGGUUACCCUCAUCAAGAUAUGGGAUAACCAAGACGGCGUGGCAAAAUUGUGUCCCCACGGAGCCUUUUUACACCCCGAGGCGGAUACCGCAGCCAUACCACGGGAGAGCAUAGAAGUGCGCUGCUUAGUGUUCUACGACAACUGAUGAAGUUUCAUCUGAGGAGUAUGAAUGUUCUCGGGACUGCAAUGAGGCACAACACAUUCAAACACAGCUGUUAUCCAUUCUAAGAUAUCUAGAUAGAGCAGUGAGACUCCAAUCGGAUUAUACAUUAUCGCAGUCUUGGCAACUCAUCAAGUUUCGGCAACCGACGCUAGCGUCGAAAUUCGGUUGCCGAAGCUAAGCCAAUCACACAUCGACAGACUGCCCGACAGGGUUACUAGGCUUGGCACCGAAGCUUAUUGCAACCCCCCAAACGUCGAUUUUCAACAC
This is a messenger RNA of Xylaria bambusicola, 1328 nucleotides long. RefSeq names its product methyltransferase. The record is from RefSeq and is a predicted model, not a curated record. Bases 180 to 1043 code for a protein of 287 amino acids. Lineage: Eukaryota; Fungi; Ascomycota; Sordariomycetes; Xylariales; Xylariaceae. The transcript has 5 exons. Gene Ontology annotation, molecular function: oxidoreductase activity.